AUCUUAAGAGACUUAAAUCAACCACAAGGUGGUGAGGUAGAUGAAAUGUCAUAUGACGACAAAUACAGACAUUUCUCCAUGGCAAAGAUGAGACAAGUUUUAAAUAUUUACAAUAGCCGUAAACAAAAAGGUUUGGGAAACCACUCCCCCGAAGAAAUGAAAAACAACCCCGACUUAGAGAAAGACUAUAUAUUUAAUAGUUUAGUCAAAAGAGACAAACAAGAAAGAAUGCCAGGCUUCAAACUUAAGAAAGGUGACAAAGUAAAAAUAGAAAUACCUAAACGCGACCCAUAUGAAAAUACUAUUGACUAUGACAACAAUGGGAACUCGACAGGUACUCACGUUCGUGUUCGUAAAAAUAGAAGAAAGUAUACAAGAGAAUAUUAUGAAGUUUUAGGCAAACAUGGCAAAAUGUACAGACUGCAAGCAGAAGAUAAAACUACUAUUGUCAGACCUCGUUUCAAACUUGUCAAAGUUCAAGGUGGUAUACUUUCAAAGACAGUUCCUAACAAAUAUAAGACAACUCCUGACGAAUAUGCUAAAGAAGUGGAACAUGACGACUAA
Molecule: messenger RNA, 564 nt
Organism: Trichomonas vaginalis G3
Lineage: Eukaryota; Parabasalia; Trichomonadida; Trichomonadidae
Exons: 1
Source: RefSeq, a predicted model, not a curated record